This is a messenger RNA of Hevea brasiliensis (rubber tree), 3499 nucleotides long. RefSeq names its product pentatricopeptide repeat-containing protein At2g17140. Bases 71 to 2695 code for a protein of 874 amino acids. Lineage: Eukaryota; Viridiplantae; Streptophyta; Magnoliopsida; Malpighiales; Euphorbiaceae. The transcript is spliced from 4 exons. The record is from RefSeq and is a predicted model, not a curated record. Gene Ontology annotation, molecular function: protein binding.
AAAACAAAACGUUGGUCAGCUAAAAGAUUUAAACAAACACUCGGCCUUGAAAAUUAAUCGAGCGCUAGGAAUGGAGCCAGCAACCAAACUCACAAAAGUUCUCCUCAAAAACACCCACGAUCCCAAACUAGCAUGGCACCUUUUCAAGCGCAUUCUAUCGCUGCCCAUCUCACCCGUCCACCUUCGCCAAUCAAUACCCAUCAUUGCCCGUAUCCUCAUUCGCGCAAAAAUGCUCAAAGAACUCGAUCAUCUUCACCAACUCCUGCUUAACUCGCCGCUACUCGAAACCCUGGAUCCUUCUCUCGAAUCCCUUGUUAGCAUUUUAGCUAAAUCGGGUCUCUUCGAUAAGGCCAUUUCACAUUUUAAGUCAUUGCGGUUCCAAUUCCCAGAAAAGCUGCCUUCUAUAUAUUUGUAUAAUGUUCUCUUCAGAUCGUGCAUCAGAGAGAGUCGUGUAGAUAUUGUGUCUUGGUUGUAUAAAGAUAUGGCUGUUGCAGGUGUAUCUCCAGAGACUUACACUUUCAAUAUUUUGAUUCGGUGGCUAUGUGAUUAUGGUCUUUUGGACGAUGCACGGAACUUGUUCGAUAAAAUGCCUGAGAAAGGUUGUAAGCCAAAUGAGUUCAGUUUUGGCAUUAUGGUUCGUGGAUAUUGUAGGGCGGGGCUUACUAGCAAAGGAUUGGAGUUCUUAAGGGAAAUGAGGAGUUCGGGUUUUUUGCCAAAUUCUAUUGUCUAUAAUUCCUUGAUUUCAAGUUUUUGUAGAGAAGGUAAAAUUCAUGAUGCUGAAGAAUUGGUGGACAGGAUGAGAGAGGAUGGUUUAUUUCCGAACGUAGUAACUUUCAAUUCUAGGAUAUCGGCUCUUUGUAGUGCAGGGAAGAUUCUAGAAGCUUCAAGAAUUUUUAGAGAUAUGCAAAUUGAUGAAGAUUUAGGGUUGCCUCGGCCUAAUGUCAUAACUUAUAAUUUAAUGCUCAUGGGAUUCUGCAAAGAGGGAAUGUUGGAGGAAGCCAAGACUUUGGUUGAGAGUAUGAAAAGAAAUAGCAACUUAAUGAAUAUAGAGAGUUAUAAUAUUUGGUUGUUAGGUUUGGUGAGGAAUGGGAAGCUCUUGGAGGCUCAGUUAGUUCUAAAAGAGAUGCUAGCUAUUGGAAUAGAGCCUACUAUAUACUCUUAUAAUAUUGUUAUGGAUGGAUUAUGCAAGAAUGGAAUGCUUUCUGAUGCAAGUAUGCUGAUGCAUUUAAUGAUACAUAGUGGUAUUUCACCAGAUAGGGUAACUUAUAGCACUUUACUUCAUGGUUACUGUUGUAAGGGGAAAGUGUUUGAAGCUAAAAAUCUUUUGCAUGAUAUGAUUAGAAAUAAUUAUUUUCCAAAUACUUACACUUGUAACAUUUUGCUGCACAGUUUGUGGAAGGAGGGCAGAAUAUCAGAGGCAGAGGAGUUGCUACAAAAGAUGAAUGAGAAGGGUUAUGGUGUGGACACGGUUACCUGCAAUAUUGUAAUUGAUGGUCUAUGCAACAAUGGACAAUUGGACAAGGCAAUUGAAAUUGUAAGUGGGAUGUGGACUCAUGGUAGUGCGGCUCUUGGUAAUUUGGGGAACUCAUUUAUGGGCCUAGUUGAUAACAGUAAUAGUGGGAAGAAAUGUGUACCUGAUUUGAUUACAUAUUCAACCAUAAUUAGUGGUUUAUGCAAGGCUGGGAGGCUUGAUGAUGCUAAAAGGAAGUUCGUUGAGAUGAUGGGGAAAAACUUGCAGCCUGAUUCAGCAAUUUAUGAUACUUUUAUUCAUAGCUUCUGCAGAGAGGGAAAGAUAUCAUCUGCAUUUCGAGUACUCAAGGACAUGGAGAGAAAAGGUUGCAGCAAGACCCUGCAAACUUAUAAUUCAUUGAUCCUGGGGUUAGGAAGUAAAAACCAAAUUUUUGAAAUAUAUGGACUCAUUGAUGAAAUGAGAGAAAAAGGACUUUCUCCUAAUGUCUAUACAUUUAACAACGUUCUUACCUGUCUCUGUGAAGGAGGGAGAAUUAAAGACACCCCUUCUGUUUUGGAUGAGAUGCUGCAAAAGGGCAUUGCCCCAAAUAUUUCUUCCUUCAGAAUAUUAAUUAGAGCUUUUUGCAAGGCUUGUGAUUUUAGGGCAGCACAGGAGAUAUUUGAGAUUGCACUGAAUGUAUGUGGCCACAAAGAACCACUUUAUAGUUUAAUGUUCAAUGAGCUACUUGUUGGAGGGGAUGUUGCUGAAGCUAAAGACCUUCUUGAAACUGCCUUGGAUAAACUUUUUGAUAUAGGGAAAUUUCUCUACAAGGACCUCAUUGACAGACUCUGUAAAGAUGACAAGUUGGAAGGUGCCAGUGAUGUUCUACAUAAGUUAAUUGCUAGUGGAUAUCAGUUUGAUCCUGCAUCAUUCAUAACAGUGAUUGAUGGCUUCAAUAAAAUGGGAAAUAAGCGUGAGGCUGAUGAACUUGCAGAGAGGAUGACGGAAAUGGCUUCACAAAGUAGGACAGUGAAUAAGGCCUAUCAUAAUGCGAGGGAUUUCAUCCAUAAGAGCAAAAAUAAGGAUGGUGAAAGUGAUUGGCAGACCAUAGUAUACAGAGAUGAUUGCAGUGGAAUUGCACUGAAAGCACUUAAGAAGGUAGAGAGAGGCUGGGGUCAGGGUAGUGUAUCAAAUUUGCGGCACCAGAAGGACGAGUUCUUUGAUUACUGGGACGGGAGUAAUUAAAUGUUGUGUUCCUUGAGAACAAAACUGAGAUUUGGUAGAGCUGAAGAAUUUCUUUUCUCCUGAUGAUUGUUAUUGAAUGCCACAACUGAGGGUCACUAUUAUUUUAAAUUGACAGCCAUUUGAGAUUCUUCAAUUUGAGAGUACAGAGAGGACUUGCCAGACUCAGCAAUUUUUGAAAGAACCUUUUUCUUUAUUCUAUACCAGUCAUCACAAACAUUAAUGUAGAGAGCAUAGCACGCAAUUCUGCAUUUCAUUUGUUGUUGGCGGCUUGAUGCUUCUGAUUCAUCAUUCAUUUGGAGGACGUAUCAGUAAACAUUCUUGUAGUUUCACUGGCAUUGGAAAUUCGCAGUUGCAUGACAUAGGUAUCAAGAUGGUUGUUAUUGUCUGCAUACCAAAUUCAGUGGUGUUUAUGGUCCCCACACAGGAUUGCUAGUUGCUACCUUCCCUGUGCUGGUUGACAAGGCUUGUACAGCUAUCAGUACUGGAGAUACGGAGCAAGAAUCCAGUAGACCCUAGACUGGGUGAGAGUCCGAUCUGCUAGAGUUCAGUGUUACCUCACAUUUGCAGUGCAUUGAUAGGACACUAGGCUACAUUUUGUAUUUUAUAUUUUGUAAAUUUUUGUAAUUAGACUUUUAUUAUGCCAUGUACAUUAUAAACUCAUGUAAUUAUGUUUUGAUGUAAUUAUCUAUAAAUUGUGUUCAUUAAUAAAAAUUUGAGUGCUUCUUCAUAAAUUAAACAUGUGUAUUAUAUGAAACUGAAGAAAUGAGAUUGUGGAUUUGAGGAACUGAGAUAUGAUUAAUAUUA